AUGCUGCGUGUAUUAACCAGAUCAUUCGCUAAGUAUAUCCGUGACAAGCCUCACUUGAACGUUGGCACUGUAGGACACAUUGAUCAUGGUAAAACUACUCUUACCGCUGCUAUCACACACUAUCUCCACCAAAAAGGCAUGGCUGAAGAAAGGACAUAUGAACAAAUCGAUUGUGCUCCUGAAGAAAAAGCCAGAGGUAUUACCAUCAAUACAAGCACCCUUGAAUAUCAAACAGACAAGCGCCACUAUUCUCAUAUGGACUGUCCUGGACACGCUGAUUAUGUUAAGAAUAUGAUUACUGGAGCUGCGAGAAUGGAUGGAGCCAUUCUUGUAGUUUCUGCUCGUGAAGGGCUUAUGCCUCAGACAAGAGAGCACGUCCUAUUGUGUAGGCAAACUGGAGUAAAAAGCAUCGUGGUCUUUAUGAACAAAUGUGACUUACUACCAGACCCUGAGCUUCAAGAAAUCGUAGAAAUGGAAGUGAGAGAAGUCCUUAAUAAGUACGAGUAUGAUGGAGAGCAUACUAGAUUUGUAAAAGGAUCUGCUUUAUGUGCAUUGAAUGAGCCAGAUUCUGAAUACGGGAUUAAAAAAAUUCAAGAACUGCUUGAUGCAAUGGACGAUUCAUUGGUAAUCCCUGAGAGGCCAAAGGACAAGCCAUUCUUUUUAAGUGUAGAAGGAAGCUAUAAUAUUGCAGGAAGAGGGUGUGUGGUCACUGGAACAAUUGAGCACGGAGUUAUCAAGCCAGGCGCUGACGCUGAUCUAAUUGGGAUUAAAAAAGACCCAGUAAGGACUGCUGUAAUCAGUGUCGAGACAUUUAAGAAAACAUUAGAUGUCGGAGAGCCCGGCGACAAUGUAGGUGUGCUAUUAAGAGGCUUAAGAAAAGAAGAUAUUCAUAGAGGGCAAGCUGUAACACCACCUAAUUCAUAUCAAACUAACUUUAACUUUGAAGGGCAACUCUACGUCUUAAAAGAAGACGAAGGUGGAAGAAAAAAGCCAUUUUUCUCUGGAUUCGCCCCUCAAUGUUUUAUUAGAACUGCUGAUAUCCAGUCUAAAAUCAUGUUCCCAGAAGAGAAAAAAAUGGCUGUAGGAGGUGACCACUUUGCAGCAAAAUUCAAGCUUCAAAUGCCGCUGCCUCUGUAUGUAGGAGCUAGAUUUGCCCUGAGAGAAGGAGGAAAAACAGUUGGAGCUGGAGUUAUUACCAAAUUAUUGCCUGAUGAAGAUGAAGAUAUCCAAGGAGAAAAAAAUAGAAAGAAAAAGGCAGGACCAGGAGCAGGAGCAAAAUCUCCAACUAAGAAGUAA
Messenger RNA from Blepharisma stoltei, 1296 nucleotides. The record is from the annotation of a GenBank genome assembly. NCBI's taxonomy places the organism in Eukaryota, Ciliophora, Heterotrichea, Heterotrichida, Blepharismidae.